AUGGCGGCCCGUCAACGUACUACGACCGCGGUGGUCGAGAAACCCCAGCAGAAGACCUCUGAGCCUGAGUUCCCUGAUAUCCAGACCAUCAGGGACGCCAUUCCUGCUCACUGCUUUGAGCCUUCUCUGUGGACUUCCUUCUACUAUGUCUUCCGCGACUACACCAUGGUCGCGACCCUCGUCUGGGCUGCUCUUACCUUCAUUCCCGGCAUCCAGGACCCCAUCCUCCGCGUCGCCGCCUGGAUGGUCUACGGCUUCCUCCAGGGACUUGUUUGCACCGGCAUCUGGAUCUUGGGUCACGAGUGCGGCCACGGAGCCUUCUCCAAGAGCACCAAGCUGAACGACUGCGUUGGCUGGGUUCUCCACUCUUUCCUCAUGGUCCCGUACUUCUCCUGGAAGUUCUCUCACCACCGCCACCACCGCUUCACCGGUCACAUGCAAAAGGACAUGGCCUUCGUUCCCGCCACCGAGCCCAAGCCCUCCAAGAAGCCCCUGUUCGGCGCCAUCGACCUCCACGAGCUUUUCGAGGACACUCCUGUCCUCCAGCUUCUCACCCUGAUCGGCCACCAGCUCUUCGGAUGGCAGUUGUACCUCUUCUUCAACUCCACUGCUGGCAAGGGCAGCAAGCAGCGCGAGGUCGGUCCUCUUGGACGCUGGUUCCACGUCAGCCACUUCGUCCCCACCAGUGCUGUCUUCCGUCCUAAUGAGGCUAUCUUUAUUGCCAUCUCUGACCUUGGUCUGGCAAUCACCCUCGGAGCCCUGUACAAGGCCGCUCAGGUCCUUGACGUCUCCACCGUCCUGUACCUCUACCUCGUCCCGUAUCUCUGGGUCCACCACUGGCUCGUUGCCAUCACUUACCUGCACCACAACCACCCUGAGGUCCCUCACUACACUGCGGAGGGCUGGACUUUCGUCAAGGGUGCCCUUGCCACCGUUGACCGCGAGUUUGGCUUCAUCGGCAAGCACCUCUUCCACGGCAUCAUCGAGAAGCACGUCGUUCACCACCUGUUCCCUCGUAUCCCCUUCUACAAGGCUGACGAGGCCACGGAGGCCAUCAAGCCCCUCCUCGGUGACCUGUACCACCACGAUGAGCGCAGCUUCUGGGGUCAGCUCUGGUCUGUCUUCGGCACUCUCAAGUACGUCGAGCACGACCCGACUUGCCCCGGUGCCAUGAGAUGGGCCAAAUAA
Messenger RNA from Colletotrichum karsti, 1188 nucleotides. Its product is annotated as oleate delta-12 desaturase. Bases 1 to 1188 code for a protein of 395 amino acids. The transcript is spliced from 4 exons. Gene Ontology annotation, molecular function: oxidoreductase activity. Gene Ontology annotation, biological process: lipid metabolic process. Lineage: Eukaryota; Fungi; Ascomycota; Sordariomycetes; Glomerellales; Glomerellaceae. The record is from RefSeq and is a predicted model, not a curated record.